AUGGGCUAUGUCGACGGCACUUCUCGUUGUCCCCCUUGCUUCAAAACUGAUGCUGCCGGUCAACCCACAGAUGAAAUCAACCCUGCAUAUGAUCUUUGGAUGGCCCAAGAUCAGAUGGUGCUUGGAUGGAUUAACAACUCGCUCACCCCAGCAGUGCUUGCUACUGUUGCUCGUUCUACUACAUCUUUCUUCACCUGGUCUUCCUUGGCCAAGCGGUUUGCUUCUCAGUCCCAGAAUCGAAUUUUGCAGCUUCGAGGUGAUCUUCUUCGUACUAUGAGGGGUAAUAUGAGUAUUUCAGAUUUUUUGGAUAAAAUCAACUCUAUUGCCGAUAACCUAGCUCUUGCUGGCAGUCCAAUGAAUGAUAAUGAUUUGGUCUCAAUAAUUAUGAAUAAUGUUGGUCCACUGUACGAGACUACUGUUAGUUCUGCUCAGGCUAGGGAUACCCCCAUCACAUAUGACUCUCUUGAGGCCCUCUUACUUUCUGCUGAGCGUAGACUCCAAGAUCAACAACAAGCUGCUCUUGAUGUCAGCUCCAUGACCACUGCUUUCCAUAGCCUAAUAAAUAUCCUUUUACGGCGCACAAAAGCAGGCUGA
This is a messenger RNA of Rosa rugosa (rugosa rose), 594 nucleotides long. RefSeq lists its product as uncharacterized. Bases 1 to 594 code for a protein of 197 amino acids. The transcript has a single exon. NCBI's taxonomy places the organism in Eukaryota, Viridiplantae, Streptophyta, Magnoliopsida, Rosales, Rosaceae. The record is from RefSeq and is a predicted model, not a curated record.